CCCGAGCGACGCUUUCGGAGUUGGCUGUGAUGGCGACUGCAAUGGCUGCGACGGCGGCGGAGCGGGCAGUUCUGGAGGAGGAGUUCCGGUGGCUGCUUCACGACGAGGUCCACGCUGUGCUGCGCCAGCUGCAGGACAUUCUCAAGGAAGCCUCUUACCGAUUCACUCUGCCCGGGACCGGAACAGAAGGACCAGCCAGACAAGAGAACUUCAUCCUUGGCAGCUCAAGCACUGACCAGGUGAAGGGUGUGCUGACUCUGCAAGGGGACGCACUGAGCCAAGCGGAUGUGAAUCUGAAGAUGCCCAGAAAUAACCAGCUGUUACACUUUGCAUUCCGAGAAGACAAGCAGUGGAAACUGCAGCAGAUCCAGGAUGCCAGGAAUCACGUUAGUCAAGCAAUUUAUCUCCUUGCCAACCGGGAUGAGAGCUACCAAUUCAAGACAGGAGCUGAGGUCCUCAAGCUAAUGGAUGCAGUGAUGCUGCAGCUAACCCGAGCACGAAAUCGGCUCACCACUCCAGCUACACUCACCUUGCCCGAGAUCGCCGCCAGUGGCCUGACGAGGAUGUUUGCUCCUGCUUUGCCUGCAGACCUUCUGGUGAAUUUUUACAUCAACCUUAAUAAACUCUGCCUUACCGUGUACCAGCUGCACUCUCUGCAACCCAGCUCCACCAAGAACUUCCGCCCUGCAGGGGGUGCUGUACUUCACAGCCCGGGCGCCAUGUUUGAGUGGGGUGCCCAACGCCUGGAGGUGAGUCACGUGCACAAGGUCGAGUGUGUGGUUCCCUGGCUCAAUGAUGCCCUCGUCUUCUUCACUGUCUCCCUACAGCUCUGCCAGCAGCUCAAGGACAAGAUCUCAGUCUUCUCCAGCUACUGGAGCUACAGGCCCUUCUGACCAAGAGAAGCCUCUGACAAAUUUCUCCCAAUAAAGAAGGUGCCUAGUCCAUGGAUUUGGUCCCUAAGAAGACUGAGCCAACCCCCAGGAGUGAGUCCCUGGAGGAUGCAAUAUAGACAAGGUGCAGCAUGCAGCUGGCUCUGCGUGGGUACAGUGCAUUAUUUAUUUCCCUCAUGGCCCCCAGGCUUUGAGAGGCCCUCUCUGCCUGUUAGAGUUGCAUGAAUGAUAACAAACACUGGACGUGGGUCUGAGGCCAGAAUGGGACAUGAAGGGAACUCUUCAGGUACAACUGCAUUGGUGAUGGAGGCCAGUGCUGGGGAGCCCUGGGGCCCCAGAGACUGAGGACGCGUGUUAUGAAGAUUGGAAUCCAAAGGUUGAGGUUGAACGGCGGCCAGAGGGCCAGCCCUGCAUUCCUACCGCCAGCUUCCUGGGAUGUUGAUAACCUUUGGACCCAGAGGGAAGGAGGAGCCCAGGCUGAAGUGCUCUAGUUCUUUUCCCUCUCCUCAACACCAGAGCUUCCUCUGAGAACCACAGUCCCCACAGCUCUGUGGAGACAGUACUGCAGACUGGGGGGGGGGGGGGG
Molecule: messenger RNA, 1476 nt
Organism: Vombatus ursinus (common wombat)
Lineage: Eukaryota; Metazoa; Chordata; Mammalia; Diprotodontia; Vombatidae
Gene: ROGDI
Product: rogdi atypical leucine zipper
Exons: 11
Coding region: 30-893 (287 amino acids)
Cellular component (GO): RAVE complex
Source: RefSeq, a predicted model, not a curated record